UCAUUCGCCGCCUCUGCUCUUCUCGUCCCGCCUGUGUCAUUCGCUACGCAACUUUUUCCGCGAUUGUCCUGCUUUCGGGAAUUGACGACCCCUUUUGUGCUCUUUUCCCUUUCGUUGCUGAUCCCGCCGUGGAACGCUCGCCCCGUCUUCUGUGGCUGCAAACACCGAUCUCUACACAGGAUCGUUCCAUCAAGGACACUAUAUCGGAGCUCUCUGCCUCUACAGCACGUUCACUCACUUUAUAGGGCCGUAUCCCUCUGAUCUCCCCGAUUUCUCUGCCGACGGAAUGCAUUUGUCUUCAUCCUAUGUGUUAUCCACAUUUAGCUCAUAUAUGGCUAUAUGACAUCUGUUUGUCAUCGUAUUUUCUACGUGGACUUUUUUUCCAUUUUCAAGAGCUCAAGAGUAGAAUUAAAGCUAAUGGUGAAAGGAUACCAAUGAUAAGAUUUGCUCAUAUCAUUUCUACACUCACUGAAAGCACCGAAGAGUUACAGGACUUCACCUGAGCCAGGGUAGUGAAUCAUUUCUUCCCCCAACGGUCCUCUUUGAAAGUUACAGCUACUGCCAACGAUGGGCAUGGAAUGAACAGUGCGGAGUUUGUCACCAAGUACAGGCGCCCCGCAAGUGGUAGCACGAAAGGGAUGGAACAGUAUGGUGAGUCAUUUACGUGGGAUGUAUCUUUAGCGGAUUAUUUCAGAUAAUUGGGUACGUUUUAACUGGCAAUGUAUUUAAGUGUAUAAAACAGAGAAUUGUGAUCAUCGUGCGUGUAAGAGCGACUGAGAUUUGAUAAUAAAUUCCAACAGUGUCGUUAAACGUAAACUGUAGUUGUCGGAAGCCAAGACGACCAGUGGGUGUAAAUUCUGCUAGCAAUUAAUAAGUCUACUUCCCAAAAAUUCAUUAAAUAAUAAUAACAGUUAUUAAUAGACUGCUUACAAGCGACUUAUUGCGACAAGACUGUUCUUCAGCGAAAAAGCAAUAAAUAAAAACAGAAAACAGGGUAAAUAGCUAAAAUUCUUUUAAAUUAAAAAUAGUGCGACAUUCAUGACACACCUUUCAUUGGAUUCAUCUGUGCCAGAUCACAGUGCGACCAUGCAAGCCGAGUGGACAAUCACUCAACAUGAAGUCCACCUCGUGCAGCCAAUAUCGGACCAGUAAUUCACAAGCAGCCGAAGAGGAGCAAUACCCAAGAUACCUAGCCAGUAACUAAGCUUCACACCGAGCUACGUUCUCAAAUUCGACAAAAAGUAAGUGUCGCUCUAAGCAAAGCACUUUUGGUGUAGUUGCAGCUAGCAUUGCUACAUUACACAUAGAACUUGUUAAUGGGGAAGCCGAGCUAGAAACUGUUAUCAGUCGCAGUAUCAGGGAUUUGGAUGUUUCAACGUGAUAUAUUCUGUGUAACGUAAUUUGGUUUUGGUAGUGUUGAAAUUUUAUAAUGGCUGACAAUACCGAAGAGGAAAGCGAAAUUGCUGGUAAAAAAGACGAUCAGUUGUGCGGGCUAGAGACCGACUUUGAAGACAUUUCAAAGGGGUCAAGAUUUACGGAAAACAGUAGAACAAGCGAGGAAUCCUUGGGAGACAUCUUCCAAGAAGAGAACCGUAGUUCACUAGAUCCGAGUAUACACAUGAAAACACUGGCAGUAAAGGAAGGAGAAGAGAUAGAAAAAGGGGAAGCAGCGUCUGAGGCUGGAACGUGGAGACAAACGAACAUGGAAAUGAUUUUAGAGGCGUUAAGGAAACAAGAAGAGCGAUUAGCAAAUAAUCAAGAAUGCAUGUUCAAAGAAUUAAAACAAGAAUUAGUAGAUGAAUGGGCCACAACAUUCAACAAGCUCGAGAAAUAUUUGGAAAACGUCGAGCUUACACACAAGCAAAAGCAAAAGGAGAGAGUUUCACAAGUAGAAAUGCAAAUAACAGCAAAUACCAUAGAACAGAUUAAAUUAAACACGCACAUAAGUGACACGGGAAAACAGGUAGUGUUGAAAUUUGUAAUGGCUGACAAGUAUGAGCUGUGCGAGUUGAAGACAGACAAUAACGAUCAACUGAAGGAUUCUAGUAUUUUGGAAAACAGUAGAACAGGCGAAGAAAACUUUCAAGUAGAGGAUUGCAGUACGGCAGAUCAACAUGUACAUAGGAAAAAGUUAGGAGUAAAGGAAGAAAAAGCUAAAGAAAGAGCGGGUGCGCCAUGUGAGGCCGGUGAAGCAAGACAAACGGACAUAGAAAUGUUUUUAGACGCAUUAAGAAAACAAGAAGAGCGACUAGAAAAAAAUCAGGAACGCAUUUUCAAGGAACUAAAACAAGAGUUAAUAGAUCAGUGGGGCGCCACGUGUAACAAUCAUGAUAAAUGUGUAGAAAAGGUCGAGCAUAUUACGCAAGAGCAAAACGAGAGACUUUCACAAGUAGUAACGCAAGUAACAGCAAAUACCAAGGAGCAAAUUAAAUUAAACGCACACUUAAAUGAUAUAGAGAAAAGGGUAGAAGAAAUAGCAUCAAAAAUAGGGGAAACAUGCAGAGCAAAUGACGCCAAGGUAGAAAGACGGGAAAGUUCUCAUGAAACAAUAGAAAGCAAGACCAAGGAAAUUAUAGCAGCCAGUGAAUACGAACAAAAGGAAGGACCUGGACAGAGAAAUGUAAACAUAGCAACAACAUGCGAUUCACAGAUGGACUUUACGAAAAGUAGUCCACUCAACAAAUUCAACCCGAAGGGGCGAUUACACCCAGUCAAAUUCAUACAAAGUUUCAAAAGUAUCAUGCCCGAUACGUGGCCUGAAGCACAAAAGAUUUGUUACGUGUUGAAUUUCUUAGAAGGAGAGGCAGCCACCUGGGGAGAACAACUAGAGAAGGAUGGAGUGACUUAUAAGGAAUUUGAAGAUGCCUUCCUCGCGAACUGCAAAAGUCUCCUACAAGGUAAAUCAGAUUCGGUGGAACGGUAUGCAAGAGAGCAACCGUGCGACUUGAUGUUUGCACGCACAGAGUGUAGGCUUCUUGUUAAGGCCGACACGAAAGAACCGAACAUCAACACAUGUGGGAGGCAGUCGCGUUCGUACUGCAGUGCUGCCUUCCCGCAGGACCAGUGGACAGCAAGGUGCAGUGAAGGCUUCGAGUCCAGCCCCUGUCCACAACACGUGUGCCUGCUCUACCACCCCAGGGCGAGUCAACAGGUGCGCUGCUGA
Molecule: messenger RNA, 3163 nt
Organism: Schistocerca gregaria
Lineage: Eukaryota; Metazoa; Arthropoda; Insecta; Orthoptera; Acrididae
Product: golgin subfamily A member 6-like protein 6
Exons: 3
Coding region: 1430-3163 (577 amino acids)
Source: RefSeq, a predicted model, not a curated record